GAAACCUCUUCACAAAGAAAUAAAAAAAAUCGAAAAGAAAAAGUUCCAGCCAUGUUCACACGCAAGCUAGAACGCAUGUAUCACCCGCCGGCGAAUUUGGAUCGCUACGACAAUGAGGAAUAUAUGAAAAAUCCCUUGCUUAAGUUUCAUCUCUCAAAAGUCUAUGAGAGACGGCAUCACACCUUCCUGAAGUACCGGGCGGCAGAGGUGAAAAUGAAAUUGGCCCGUCAACGCUUGCCUCCCGAGCGAGAUAUACGCUAUCUACCCGAAUCUCAUUAUGUCAAUAAUUUACGAAGAUCUGUACGACAAAUUGAGGUUCCAAAAAUGUUGACACGAACAGAGCGAAAAAUCCUAAGCUAUGCCCCAUUGCGGCUGAAGCAGAAACUACCAAAUCUGGUGAAGUUGUACAUGAAAGAUGUCCAUGAUGAGUUCGAUCGGCUGAUGAAAAUAUAUAGUAUGAAAAAGAUUUUGGUGAAGCCGGAAUUGCCUCACGAAGAUCCGGCAGAUUUUGAAUUACCCAAAGCGGAUUUUCGUUUUACGUUGCCAGGGAAAACGGAAAAUUAUCAAAAAUAUGUGCUGAAUCGUAAGAGGAUUGGGCAGAGAUUGUUGAUUUUGAAAUUACCGGUGAGAUUUGUUUUGAAUUCCACGGAAAUGGAAUUUCCGGAAUAUUUGGUGGUUUUCGAGCCGCUGCAAAUUACCGUGGGCCAGGCAGCUGCAGUUCAAAUGGGCCUGGGCCAAAGGGAAUGUAUUUCCCACAAGGCUUUGCUGAAAUAUUGCCGUACAUCGCUGGAUAAUUACAACACAUUUCUGCGUUGGACCUGGUAUCCCAAGGUGAUCAAUACCCUGCGCCGAAUGCACCGGAAACGUGUGGCCACACCCAAAAUGUGGCCCAGCAUAUUCCUCUGCAUUGAGGGUCUCAUCAACCGGCAAAUGAAUAAUCUCAAGCAACGAACGCUCAACGAAUUGCUGAGGAUAUGUUCGGAGGGUCAAACGAUACCCAUGUUACGACUCAAUUUAAUCUGCUACGACGAAGGUGAUGGCAUAGAUAUCAGUCCCAGUUUGGAAGAGAUUCAAGAUACCUAUGUUACGAUAGUUCGGGAAAUUGCCGAGGUGGGUAAUCGCAUGGAACCCAUACAGCCACAAAUUGAUCCGACCACUGUCAAUCAGGCUGCCGAAUAUUUGAGAAUAAAUCUCAACGAAAAUUAUCUGGGGGAAUUUGUGGAACGUCUGAAGCAGGCGAUCAGUCGCACCUAUCAACCCAUACAACAGUAUUUGAAAAAAUAUCAACGUAAAUACUAUGGUCUCUAUAGCCAGGCGGUGCGUGAGGACCUGGAUCGUUUCCUGGGCGAACCGAAGAAAUUUGAAGAAUAUUUUCGGAAAAUUGAUUCCUAUUUUGAGUACAUCAAUAUGUUGCGUAGCGAACCGAAACAGGACUAUUUCCUGCUGGCCAUAAUUAACAACGAACAAUGCAUUAAGCGUUUGCGCCAAGUUGCCGAUGGACUGAUUGCUCGGAUAACUUCGGAAAUUACCAAAGAACACAUAAAAACCGAAUUGGCCAUUUGUGCCGAGUUUGAGCAGAUCAAGGAGAGGGCCUUGGAAAUACCCAAAACCACCGAAGAACUCUUGGCCAGUUCGGAGUACAUGAUCUAUGUGAAAAAAGAGAAACUCUUCGAGCUACGCGAUCGCAUACAAUAUACCCUGCAGGUGGGCACCAAUCUGGUGGAACUUUGUGAAAUGUCCCAUUACCACUUCGAUCUGACAAUCAAGACCAUUAAUUGGUUGAAUGACAUCAAUGAGAUCUGCGACUAUAAUGCCUCACAGCAGGAAAACUACAAGUCCCUGUUCGAGGAACAUCUCCAGGAGGUGGUGAAAAAACUCAACGAGGACAUUGAGGAAAUGAUUCCCAAAAUGACCAUCAUUAAUGACAUGAGUGAUCCGCAGAAAUUCAAAUCCUACUACAUAAUGUUGCAGAAUUUCAUAGAUCAGCUGAAGACCUUUGAUGAUUAUGUGGCGUGGAUCAACAAGGAGGAGAAGUUGUUUAAGAUACCCCAAACUCAGUAUCCAACCAUGGAUGUACUGAAGACGUUCGUGUAUCCAUUUGCGACGCUGAUGAAGUUAUGUAUCAAUUGGUUGCGUUACUACAAUGUCUGGAUGGAUGGACCCUUUGAGUAUUUGGAGCCGAAAUUUGUGGAAUUCACCACCGACAAUUAUCUGAAGGAGUUUCAAAAAAAUCAAAAAUACUAUCGACAGAAAAUCAAGCAGGACCUUAUCGAUAAUCCUGUGUGUAAAUUUAAGGGCCAAACUGAAGACCCCGAUCCAAAUAAUCAUCCCGUACCGCUGCGGCUGUGCUCGAAAAUGAUUCAAUCAAUUAAGGAUUUCACGACGGGGGUUUUCAUUGUGAACAAUAUGUGCAAUCCGGCUUUGAGGAAACGCCAUUGGAAGGAAAUGUCCGAAAUUGCAGGAUUCGACAUUACACCCGAUGCCGGAACCACUUUGCGUAAAAUUUUAAAUUACAACUUGGAUUCGAAAUUGGAUCAAUUUGAAAUCAUCAGUAUUAGCGCGAAUAAGGAACUACAGCUGUGGAAUAGCCUGCAGGCCAUGAUUCACGAGUGGGAUGCAAGGGUGUUUCCCACGGGACCUUACAAGGAGACGGGGGUGCAAAUCCUCUCCAAUUUGGAUGAUAUUCAGGCGCUGCUGGAUGAUCAUAUUUUGAAAACACUUUCUAUGCGUGGCUCUGCCUUUAUGAAACCCUGCGAAACGGAGGUCCUGGCCUGGUAUGAGAAAAUCAAGCGGGUCAAUGAGACACUGGAUCAAUGGGGUAAGGUGCAGGCGAAUUUUUUGUAUCUACUGCCCAUAUUCUCAUCCAAGGAUAUUGUGGCUCAAAUGCCCGAGGAGGGCAGACUGUUUAAUAUUGUGGAGCAAACCUUUAGCCGGAAUAUGGCCAUGAUUUUGCGACAACCCCUCGUUAUGGAGACUGCACCGGCUCCGGGCCUUUUGGAAUCCCUUAUAAAGGCUGUGGAACUACUCGAUGACAUCACGAAUGGUGUGAAUAAUUAUUUGGAAAAGAAGCGUCUGUAUUUCCCCCGGUUUUUCUUUCUCUCCAACGAUGAGAUGUUGGAAAUUCUCUCCGAAACCAAGGAUCCCCUGAGGGUCCUGCCGCAUUUGAGCAAAUGCUUCGAGGGCAUUGAUAGCCUGGAAUUUGAUCAAGAGAAAAAUGUCUUGGCCAUGAUUAGUGCAGACAAAGAAGUGGUGAAAUUUGUGGAUGAGGUGUCUACAGCGGCGGCUGGUGGCAGUGUGGAGAAAUGGUUGCUGGGUGUGGAGGAGGAAAUGUUGAAGGCGGUACGUCAAGAAAUGGCCUGGUCCUAUAAAAAUUAUCCCACCUUGGAGAGAUAUGAAUGGGUGUUGAAUUGGCCGCAAAUGGUGGUGUUGUGUGUUUCCCAGAUCUACUGGGCCGGUAAUGUCCAUGGGAGCCUAAGGAAAUCAGCUUCGGAUCCCUUGGCCAUGCAGAAGUUUUUUGAGGAACUCAAUGGGGAUUUGAGACACAUUGUGGAUCUGGUAAGAUCCACGACGAUUAGCAAUUUGAAUCGCAUUACCAUCAAAUCCUUGAUUGUCAUUGAUGUCCAUGCCAAGGAUGUGGUGGAGGAACUGAUACGCCUGAAAAUCAACAGCGAAUACGAUUUCCAAUGGCUGGCCCAGUUGCGUUACUAUUGGGAAGAGGACGACAGCUGGGUGAGGAUCAUCAAUGCCACGGUACCCUAUGCCAAUGAGUAUUUGGGCAACUCAGAUCGUUUGGUCAUCACCCCCUUGACGGAUAGAUGUUAUCGCACCUUGGUGGGGGCCUAUCAGCUGCACUUGAAUGGAGCCCCCGAGGGUCCGGCGGGAACGGGCAAAACCGAAACAACCAAGGAUUUGGCCAAGGCUUUGGCUGUCCAAUGCAAGGUUUUCAAUUGUUCCGAUGGCCUCGACUACAAGGCCAUGGGUAAGUUUUUCAAGGGCCUGGCUUCGUGUGGUGCCUGGGCCUGUUUCGAUGAAUUUAAUCGCAUUGAACUGGAGGUACUGUCCGUGGUGGCCCAACAGAUUUUGUUAAUCAUCCAAGCGGUUCGGGCCAAGGCCGUUAAAUUUGUUUUCGAAAACACCGAAUUGACUUUAAAUCCGGCCUGUUAUGUCUGCAUAACCAUGAAUCCGGGCUAUGCUGGUCGCUCCGAGCUGCCGGAUAAUUUGAAAGUUCUUUUCCGUUCGGUGGCCAUGAUGGUGCCGGACUAUGCCAUGAUUGGUGAAAUCUCUUUGUAUUCCUAUGGUUUUGUGGAUGCCCGAAAAUUGGCCAUUAAAAUUGUCACCACCUAUCGCCUGUGUUCGGAACAAUUGUCCAUGCAGAAUCACUACGACUAUGGUAUGAGAGCGGUGAAAACGGUGCUUUCAGCCUGUGGUAACAUUAGAAAACAAUUUCCUCACGAGCUGGAGGAUAUUUUGCUGCUGCGCUCCCUCAUCGAUGUAAAUCUGCCGAAAUUCAUGUCCUUUGACAUACCUCUCUUUGAGGGUAUUAUUUCGGACAUAUUCCCAGGCAUAGAGUUGCCCUCUAUAGAUUAUAGCCUCAUUGAAGAGGAGUUUUAUCGGUUUUGUAAGGAAAUGGAUUUGGAACCGGCGGAGAGUUUCCUAACCAAGGUCAUACAGACCUAUGAAAUGAUAAUUGUGCGGCAUGGUUUUAUGUUGGUCGGAGAUCCCAUGGCGGGCAAGAGUAAAACCCUGGAGAUAUUGGCAAAGAUACUCUCAGCCUUAAAGUUAAAGGCCCCCGACAAGAGCCCCUACUAUCAGCAGGUGCAAAUGGGUAUUAUGAACCCCAAAUCGAUAACCAUGAAUCAGUUGUAUGGCUCCUUUGAUCCGGUGUCGUAUGAGUGGACCGAUGGUUUGGUGGCCAGGAUAUUUAGGGAAUUUGCCAUGACUCCAACGCCGGAUAGAAAAUGGGUCAUCUUUGAUGGUCCCGUAGAUGCCGUUUGGAUUGAAAACAUGAACACCGUUCUGGAUGACAACAAAAAGCUAUGCCUUACCUCUGGCGAAGUCAUAACCAUGACCAAGGAAAUGUCCAUGAUAUUUGAGGUAAUGGAUUUGUCUCAGGCCUCACCGGCCACGGUAUCUCGCUGUGGCAUGAUCUACAUGGAACCAGCCUCGUUGGGUUGGCAGGCCUUUGCCAAUUCUUGGCUGAAACGUGCCGACAAACGCUGGGCCGAUGAGGAGAAUUCGCCUUAUGUUUUGGCCUUGUUUUCAUGGCUCUUGGAACCGUGCCAGGAAUUUGUACGCAAACACUGCGUCCAGUAUCUGAAACCGGGAGAAUUUAAUCGCCUGCAGACCACCUUUGAUAUCUUUGAUAUGUGCCUGCACGAGGCCAUUGAAGAAAAUCCCGAAGAUUAUCCCAAAUAUUUAGCCAUGUAUUUUCAGGCAGCCAUUACCUAUGGCAUUGUCUGGGGUAUUGCUGGUAUUUUGGAUAAUCGAUCCAGGGAGAAGUUUGACAAGUUUUACAGGGAGCUGUGGACCAAUGAGGAAACAAUGCCCGAACUUAUUGGCAAAUUGGAUAUUUCAAUGCCCUUGGAGGGACUGCUGGUGGACUAUAUGUAUAUUUUCAAACAAAGAGGAUCUUGGCGUUCCUGGAAUGAUAUUGCCAAGAGGUUGGAUGUGGAGGAGACUUCGUUGGGGGUUCAAGUGCCAACUAUAGAUACGGCUCGUUAUAUGCAUUUAAUUAAAAUGCAUAUUGAGCACAAAAAGAAAAUUCUGCUGGUCGGACCCACCGGUACCGGAAAAACGGUUUACAUACAAAACUAUCUAAUGAACAAAUUGGAUGGAGAGGCCUAUGAGACGGCAUUUAUGACAUUUACGGUAAUGAUUUCGGCAAAUCAAACACAGGAUUUGCUGAUUUCCAAGCUACAAAAAUGGAAACGUGGCAUAUAUGGCGCCCCCAAAGGCAAACAGACCGUACUCUUUGUCGACGAUCUCAGCAUGCCCAUGAAAGAGGAAUAUGGCGCCCAACCUCCCUUGGAGUUGCUAAGGCAAUAUUUCGACUAUGGUCAUGUUUAUGAUUUACGCGACAGCACCAAGGUGUUUAUACACAAUUUGAUUUUUGUCAGUGCCUGUGGCUUGCCCGGCGGAAGUCGCCAAGAUGUCUAUGCUCGUUUUCUGAAUCAUUUCAAUAUUUUUUCCAUUGACACCUUCAGUGAUGAGACAAUGAAUCGGAUUUUUGUCAAUGUUCUGCUAAAUGGUUUGAGGAAGACGGGUCAUGGUAGUGAUGUCUUUGGCAUGGCCAAUGCCAUAGUCUCGGCUACGCAACACAUUUAUAAAUUGGUCCAGACAGAGAUGAGGGCCACACCGGCAAAGAGCCAUUAUAUUUUUAAUUUGCGAGAUAUAGCCCGAGUGGUGACAGGAUGUUCGCUGUUGCGCAAGGAAUCGGUGAGCGAUAAAAAGAUUUUUAUACGCCUGUGGUAUCAUGAGGCCAUGAGGAUAUUCUAUGACCGGCUGAUAGAUGAUGAUGAUCGCCGUUGGAUGUUCCAGAAGUUGAAUGAUUGUGUGCGGGUACAUUUCAAGGAGAAAUUGGAUGUGGCCUUGGAGCAGUACCACACAGAGUUACAAACCGGGGAUCGUAUCCUCACUAUGGAUGGGGCAAAUCGCAUAUUUUUUGGAGUCUAUUUCGAUGAAGACUCGGUGGCGGAUGAGCGACGUUACGAAGAGGUGGCCAAUAUUGAGAGUUUGUAUAAAUUUGCCCUAAGCAGUUUGGAGGAUUACAACUCGACGAGGAGGUCCAAGAUGGAUAUAACUUUGUUUACAUUUGCUUUGCAACAUUUGAAUCGUAUCUGCCGCAUAUUGUCCAUAAGUGGAGCCAGUGCCUUGCUGAUUGGUUUGGGCGGUUCGGGAAGACAGUCGCUCACCAAAUUGGCCACAAAUAUGGUACAGACCUCAUUUUUCCAACCGGAAAUCACCAAGAAUUAUGGUCCCAAUGAUUGGCAUGAUGAUUUGAAAAGUGUCCUAAAGGAGGCAGGGGGGAUGGACAAACAUACCGCUUUUCUGAUGACGGAGAAUCAAAUAAAAAUGGAAUUGUUUCUGCAGGAUAUUGAUUGCCUGCUGAAUCAGGGUGAGGUGCCGAAUAUCUAUGCCAUUGAUGAGAAACAAGAGAUCUUGGAAAUGGUACGUCUGGCGGCCCAGGGAGGAAAUAGGAACAUUGAUAUUUCACCCCUGCAGGUCUUUUCGUUUUUUGUGAAUCGCUGUAAACGAAAGCUACACAUAGUUUUGUGCCUCUCCCCCAUUGGAGAUAGUUUGAGGACCAGAGUGCGACUGUAUCCCUCCCUGGUGAAUUGCUGUACCAUAGAUUGGUAUCAAAGCUGGCCCGAAGAAGCUUUGCAAAUGAUUGCUAAAAUUUCCCUGGAAAAUGUCAGAGUACCCACGGAUGAUAUGAAACAAUCGAUUGUGGAGACAUGCCAAUAUUUCCACACCACAGCCGGCAAGGUAUCCCAGAGUUUCUGUGAACUAACCGGAAGACAUAUCUACCUUACCAAUGCCUCAUUUUUGGAGCUGAUACAAUCUUUUCAAACUGUUAUGGAACGCAAACAAAAAGAGGUCAUGGAUUCCAAGCUGCGUUACAUUGGUGGCUUGGACACCUUGGCCAGUGCUGCCGAGGCCAUUUCGGUGAUGCAAAAGGAAUUGAAUGCUUUGCAACCAAAACUCUUGGAUAUGGCAGAGAAUUCACGUAAAAUGAUGUUGGAAAUCAAUAGGGAAACCAUUGCUGCCCAGGCUGCUGCGGAACAGGUGAAAAAGGAUGAGGUGGUGGCCUCCAUACAGGCCGAGGCUGCCCAGGAAUUGAAAAAUGAAUGUGAAAAAGAUUUGGCCCAGGCCAUACCCGUACUCGAAGAGGCUCUACAGGCCUUGAAUACCCUGAAACCCACCGACAUUACCCUGGUCAAGUCCAUGAAAAAUCCUCCCUCCGUCAUCAAACUGGUAAUGGCAGCAGUUUGUGUCAUCAAGGGUAUACCCUCGGAUCGCAUUGCUGAUCCAGCCACCGGCAAAAUGGUCAAUGACUACUGGGGUCCCAGUAAACGUAUCCUGGGUGAUUUGAAUUUCCUGCAGUCGCUUAAAGAUUUCGACAAGGAUAACAUCAACCCUGAUAUUAUGAAAAAGAUACGCAAGGAUUUCAUACCCCACAAGGAUUUCAAUCCCAGCAUUGUGGCCAAGGCCUCCAGUGCUGCCAAGGGCCUAUGUCAAUGGAUAAUUGCCAUGGAUUUGUAUGACCAUGUGGCGAAAAUUGUGGCGCCCAAGAAGGCCAAAUUGGCUGCUGCCGAAAAGGAGUAUGCCGAUACCAUGACCUUUUUGAAUGAGAAACGAGAAUUGACAGCCAUGCUGGAGGCCAAGGUGGCCAAAUUAAAUGAAGAUUUGGAAAAGGCAAAUAUGGAAAUGAAGAGGACCCAAGAUGAGGCGGAUCUAUGUCAGGAUAAACUGACCAGGGCCAAGUCACUGAUUGAUGGUUUGGGCGGAGAAAAGUCACGCUGGACCAAGGCUGCCGAUGAUUUGCAGAUACUCUAUGACCAUUUGCCCGGUGACAUAUUGUUGUCGUGUGGCAUCAUUGCCUACCUCUCCACCAUGAAUUAUCAGUUUAGAACCACCUGUGUUCAGGAUUGGUAUGAGAAAUGUGUGGACAAAGAAAUUCCCGUCUCGGAAGGCUACAACAUCCUUAAGGCCUUGGGUGUGGAAAUACAAAUACAAAAUUGGAAUAUCAAUGGUCUGCCCAAUGAUAUUUUCUCCACCGAAAAUGCCAUUAUAUCAGCAAAUUCCAGUCGCUAUAGCCUUUUCAUUGAUCCCCAGGGUCAGGCGAACUAUUGGCUGAAAAAUAUGGAAAGGAAAAAUCGCCUGAGUUGUGUGAAAUUCAAUCAGGCAAAUUAUAUGAAGGUCAUAGCCGAGGCAAUGGAAUAUGGUUAUCCGGUGAUAAUUGAAAAUGUGCUGGAAGAGCUGGAGGUGCCACUGGAUCCAAUUCUGCUCAAGAAGACAUUUAUCCAGGGAGGGCAAAAGUUCAUAAGUCUGGGAGACAAUAUUGUGCCACUGCAUGCCCAUUUCCGUCUCUAUAUGACCUGUAACCUCAGGAAUCCCCACUUUCUACCGGAAACCUUUAAUAAGGUCACGAUCAUUAACUUCGCCCUGACACAAAAUGCCUUGGAGGACCAAUUGCUGAGUAUUGUGGUUGCCAAGGAGCGCCCAGAUUUACAGGAACUGCGGAUGACUCUGACGGCUGAGGCGGCCAAAAACAAAUCGGCUCUCAUUGAUGCCGAGAACAUGAUUUUGAAGACGUUAACGAGUUCAGAGGGUGACAUCUUGGAAAAUGAGGGAGCCAUACAAAUUCUGGGCGAAUCGCAGACCCUUUCCACCGACAUUGCUGCCAAACAAGAGGCCUCCGUAGAGACCACAGCCAAAAUUGAAGCUUUCCGCUUGAACUACAAACCAGUGGCCAUACACUCCUCGAUACUCUAUUAUUCCAUAACAGAUCUGCCCAACAUAGAUCCCAUGUAUCAGUUCUCCCUGAGCUGGUACAUCAAUCUCUAUAUUUAUUCCAUUGAGACGGCAAAUAAAUCCAAAGAUCUCCCAAGGCGCAUAAAAUUCCUUGUGGAUGCGGUUAGUAAAAAUCUGUACAACACCGUCUGUCGUUCCAUAUUUGAAAAGGAUAAACUACUCUUCUCCUUUAUCCUGUGUACCCGAAUCCUUAUUGGCAACAAUCAAAUACAAAUGCGACAUCUAUCACAUCUCCUGACCUCGGCCAAGGAAACGGUUAGUCAAAUACCCAAUCCAGAUCCUGGCUGGAUAAAUGAAAAUCUUUGGUCGAAUAUUUUGCGCUUGGAAGAGUUUCCCGAACUCAAGGGUAUAGUUGCAUCAUUUAGAUCCAAUACAGCGGCAUGGAAAAGGAUAUAUGAUCACGCCGAACCUGAACUACAACCCCUACCCGAUGGUUGGCAGAAUCGUACCACACGCUUUGAAAAGAUCAUUGUUUUGAAAUGCUUACGACCAGAUAAGGUGUUUUUGGCCAUUCGUAAUUUUAUUGCCGCCGAAAUUGGUCCGCAAUUUGUUUCACCUCCCGAGUUUGACAUAAGCAAGUCCUACAUAGAAUCCACCGCCCUGACGCCAUUGAUUUUCAUACUCUCACCUGGAGCAGAUCCAUUGGGUUCUUUGCUCUCAUUUGCCGAGAAAAUGGGUCAUGAUGAAAAUUUCCAAAGUAUCUCCUUGGGUCAAGGCCAGGGACCCAUUGCCCAAAAUCUGAUUAAAAAUGCCCAAGAAUUGGGUCACUGGGUUUGCCUGCAGAAUUGUCACUUGGCCGCUUCAUGGAUGCCCAAAUUGGAAUACCUGUGGGAGAAUAUGGACACAUUUAAUACGUCACCUUCAUUCCGCCUAUGGCUUACCAGCUAUCCAACACCGCAAUUCCCGGUGGCCUUGCUCCAAAACGGUGUCAAGAUGACAAAUGAACCACCCACUGGACUGAAGGAGAACAUAAUGCGUUCAUAUAACUCGGAACCGAUAAAUGAUCCAACAUUUUAUACCGGAGUGGGGAAACAGGAUCGUGCCUUUACUCGUUUACUGUUUGGCAUAUGUUUCUUUCAUGCUGUCGUCCAGGAGCGACGUAAAUAUGGACCUCUUGGUUGGAAUAUUUCCUAUGGUUUCAAUGAGUCCGAUUUGCAAAUAUCUGUACUGCAGCUGAGUAUGCUGCUGAACCAAUACGACCAUGUUCCCUAUGAUGCCAUUGGAUAUCUGACGGCUGAGUGUAAUUAUGGUGGUCGUGUCACCGAUACCUGGGAUCGUCGGGCAAUUGUCACAAUUCUAGCCGAUUAUGUUAAUCACGAGGUGGUCACCGACAAUCGCUAUAAAUUUGCCACCGACGACAGUUUCACAGUGCCGCGAAAAACCGAGCACCGGGAAAUUUUACGUUACGUCGAUGAAAAUUAUCCCAGCCUGGCGGCACCCGAAGUUUAUGGUCUGCACGCCAAUUCGGGUAUAACACGAGAUUUACAAACUACCAAAACCCUAAUGGAUUCGAUGAUUUUGAUAUUGGGCAGUGAGGUUACUUCCGGUGGUGGUGGCUCACAAAAUGCCGAUCAACAGUUGUUGGAAACGGUGAGAGACAUUGUCUCCAAUAUGCCGGACAAUAUGGAUGUUGAGGGGGCCAAGAAGAAAUACCCCGUGGAUUAUAAUGAAUCUAUGAACACGGUUAUUACUCAGGAAAUGGAGAGAUUUUUGAAACUGCAAUUGGAGAUUCGGACAUCAUGUCGCGACAUUGAGCAAGCGGUGCAUGGUAUUAUUGUUAUGACCCCAGAAUUGGAAGGUGUUAUCAAUGCCAUCAAAUUGAAUCGCAUACCGGCCAAGUGGAUGAAGAAAUCAUAUCCAAGUUUGAAACCCUUGGCCUCGUACAUACAGGAUUUGUUUAAGAGGCUUAAUUGGUUGCAUGAUUGGCACCACAACAACAAACCACCCACCUUUUGGAUAUCAGGAUUCUUCUUCACCCAGGCCUUUCUCACGGGAGCCAUGCAAAAUUAUGCCCGAAAAUAUAAAAUACCCAUUGACACGCUGACCUUUGACCACCAGGUGUUGGAUGUUGAACAUCGAAAUGAACCGCCGGAUGAUGGUGUCUAUAUCAAUGGCCUCUUUCUGGAGGGGGCUCGUUGGAAUUGGCAAGAGAAGGUCCUGGAUGAACAACUGCCCAAAGUAUUGAUCUAUCCAAUGCCAGCAAUUUAUCUGAUACCCACCACAAUUUAUGAUCUCAAGGCGGGCAAUCGUUAUAAGAGUCCUCUCUACAAGACUGCCGAACGUAAGGGAACUCUAUCCACCACUGGUCACUCAACGAAUUAUGUUAUUCCGGUAUUUUUGAAUACGAACAUAAAACCGUCACAUUGGGUGAAAAGAAGUGCUGCCCUGAUAUGUCAAACAAGUGAUUAGAGCGAGAGAUGAAAGAGACUGAAGAGAGGAAUUCAAAAAAAAAAAAUACGAUCUUUUUUUUAUAUACAUACGCACUUACAAAUAUAUCAUUUUUAAUAUUU
Musca domestica (house fly) is the source of this 12044-nucleotide messenger RNA. It is a transcript of the gene Dhc62B, whose product is annotated as dynein axonemal heavy chain 12. Gene Ontology annotation, biological process: microtubule-based movement. The transcript is spliced from 11 exons. Lineage: Eukaryota; Metazoa; Arthropoda; Insecta; Diptera; Muscidae. The record is from RefSeq and is a predicted model, not a curated record. Gene Ontology annotation, cellular component: dynein complex. Gene Ontology annotation, molecular function: dynein light intermediate chain binding; dynein intermediate chain binding; ATP binding. The coding region runs from base 52 to 11943 and encodes 3963 amino acids.